UUAGUUUCGGUUGCGAUGAUCUGGAGCUGAUUGUUAUUUUGUUAAGUUUUAAAGUUUUGGAAACUAAAUACUGGCACUAUAUCUUGUGAUUUUAAGACAAGUUUGGAAAGAAAUUGACGGAAAAUGGCAAGGGCUGCCCUCGGUCAAACCCAUGAUUUGGCCAGCUUGCCAUAUCUUGAUGAAGAAGUUCUCCUAGCUGAACUGAAGCAUCGAUAUAGUGAUGAUCAAAUCUAUUCCUAUGUAGGUGACAUCCUGGUUGCUGUAAACCCAUUCCGGGACUUGGGAAUUUAUGGAAAGAAGUAUACAGACCAGUACAAACAGUCCAAACGUAAUGAUAAUCCACCCCACAUCUACGCAGUAUCGGACCUUUCCUACCAGUUUAUGCUUUCAGGGACUGCAGUAGGAGGAAAAAAGAAUCAAUGCAUCGUCAUCAGUGGGGAGAGUGGAGCUGGGAAGACAGAGAGUACAAAACUGAUCAUUAAACAGCUCAUUGAACUAUGCAAGGGAAAAUCACAGCUCGAACAACAAAUCUUACAGGUCAACCCCUUAUUAGAAGCAUUUGGUAAUGCACAAACAGUCAUGAAUGAUAACUCAAGUCGCUUUGGAAAAUACAUCCAACUUAAAUUCAAGGAAGGAACAGUGAUGGGGGCCAAGAUCUCUGAGUACCUAUUGGAGAAGUCUAGAGUGGUCUUUCAGAAUCCUGGAGAAGAGAACUUUCACAUCUUCUAUUACAUGCUGGCUGGAUUGGAUGAGGAGAUGAAGAAGAAAUUACAACUGGAGAAUGCUUCUGAUUAUAUGUAUCUAAGAAACGGGCCAUCAUGUCUUAAAAACAACCCAGCAGGACUGAAAAAAUACUUUGAUGAGCUCAUUAAUGCCAUGGAUCUUGUAGGCUUCUUGGAGGAGGAGAAAGAAGAUAUGUUUCAUAUUCUAGCCAGUGUCCUCGCUCUUGGACAGCUGAAGAUAGAGGCUAACGAAGAGGACGCAGCAUACAUCACAAAUCCUGAAGCUGCUCAGAAAGUUGGGGAUCUUCUGGGGAUUGCAAAGGAAGAUUUGAUGUCUAACUUGACAUAUACAACCAGUGUAGCACAUGGAGAGAGAUUUCAGAGGAACUAUACCAAGUCACAAGCACAAGAUGCUAGAGAUGCAAUGACAAAGGCUCUCUAUGGGCGUCUCUUCAGUUGGAUUGUGAACAAGAUCAACCAGCUUCUUGCCCCAGAAGAACAACUUGAUCCAAGCCAGGCUACCGAGAUUGGUAUUCUGGACAUUUUUGGGUUUGAACAUCUGCAGACAAACAGCUUUGAGCAAGCUUGCAUCAACCUAGCCAAUGAACAACUCCAAUACUUCUUCAAUCAGCAUAUUUUCUUGUUAGAACAAGAUGAGUACCAGCGAGAAGGCAUUGAUUGGUCCAACAUUCCUUUUGUCAACAACGAACCACUCCUUGGUCUAUUCUUGACCAAACCAAUUGGUAUCUUGGCUCUCGUAGAUGAGGAAACCCUCUUUCCUAAGGGUAAUGACCACAGUCUAGUGGAGAAAAUGAACAAGCACUUUGCUCGUAAUCAUCAUUACAUCAAAGCAAAGAUCUCAACCAGUAAUACCUUCAGUGUGGAUCACUAUGCUGGAAGGGUUUCCUAUGAUGCAACUGGCUUCCUGGACAAGAAUAGGGAUACACUUCCAAACGCAGUUACCACCAUGUUGCAGAAUAGCAGUAAUGACCUUCUUGCACGUGUGUUCCGAGGCACAAUCACCAGAACAGGAACCCUAGCUCUACAGAACAGAAUGAGCAAGAAGCGGUCAAGAAAAUCUCUAAAAAAGAGAGGAGCCCCUAAGGCUACAGUGAAGAAGAUCACGGUUGGAGCACAGUUUAAGACAUCUCUGGCUAUUUUGAUGGAGCUUCUUAACAUGUCCAAUCCUCACUUCGUUAGAUGCGUCAAACCAAACACUUCCAAGUCGGCAAGAAACUUUGAUGAUAAAUAUGUCACUGCACAGCUGAGAUAUACUGGAAUGCUGGAGACAACUAAGAUCAGACGCCUAGGCUACGCUAUCAGACCACAGUUUGUUGAUUUCGUCAAGAGGUACAAGGUACUUGCUUUGAGUCCAAAGCUGGCCACAGAUAAGAGAGGAUGCGUCAAAAUCUUGGAGACGAUUGGACUCAAAGACUGGAAAGUAGGAAAAACCAAAGUGUUUUUGAAGUACUAUCACCAGGACAUGCUUGAGGAGAAAAUGAGAAAAAUGGGAGAAUCAGCCGUUCAUCUCACAAGAUUGGUACGAGGGUUCCUAGCCAGGCGUCUAUUCAGACGGCUCCAGGAGAAAGCAGCCAAAGAGAAGGCAGAGAGUGAAGCGUUCUUGGCUAAACUAGAAGCUCUGAGUCUCAAACAAUCAAACAACAUGAUGGAUAUGCUCCAGAAAGAUAAGAUGAUUCCACACGAAUUUGUUGAGAAGCUUCACAAUGCUACAGGUGUGGUGACCUUUGAUGCAAAUGCCCCUGUUAUCCAGGAAUCUGAGCCUGUAGUCCAGGAGGAGAAGGCUGCCUCUCCAGAUGAAGAUGAUGAGGAUGAUGAUGAUGACGACGAUGACGAGGAUGAUGACGUGAUUGAAGAUGAGUUUGUGAAACAUUCUCAUAAAAAGUUUGGACGUGUUGGAACAAAGUCUGCCUCUAUUAUGUGGUUCAAGGAGACUCAGUCCAUGAAACUCAAGAAAGAUGGUGGUACCUUUUACCCCUGGUUUCAUGGUAUCAUUACUCGCAGACAAGCAGAGGAACUACUGCUACCCAAGCCAGUUGGAUCCUAUCUUCUUAGAGUUAGUGAGAGUCGAUUUGGAUACUCACUUUCACUCAGAGGCGCAGAUCGGUGCAAGCACUUCAUGAUAGAUCAACUUCACAAUGGAAAAUAUGUAGUAGUAGGAGAGCCCCAGGUUCAUAAGACAUUGAAUGAUCUGAUCAAGUUCCACUCUCUGAAGAAGAACCCUAUAUCACCAUUUGGAGACAUCUUGAUUGAAGCUUGUGGCCAGGAGGAGGGAGAAUGUGACUAUGCUGAUCUUGUUGAUAGGGAUGAUGAUAAGAGGAGCUCUACCUCUUCUACAUCAUCCAUGCCGUCACGUUAUAUCCCGUCGCCCUCUGAUGUGGGAUAUUUGACCCCUGACCCCCAGCCCUCUCAGAAGCAGCACUCCCCCUCUCUUCAGCGUCGCCUGACAUCUGGACCUAGAUCCGUGUCGCCGUCCCCUUCCAAAGCUAUCAGAGGUGCCAAGGGGUCUACACAGAGACCUGUCAGUGCUGCAUCAUACCUGAGUGUAACCGAUGAUUCCAAUGCUCGAAAUAAACCUCAACUCCCAGAGCGUGGUGUAGCCCAUACCUUUCGUCGAUCAGCGUUCAGACAGAAGUCUCCGAGUCGUCCACCAUCAUCCCAGUUCUAAAACAAAAGAGCCAAGAUUGUACAUUCAACGGCCAUCUUCUUUCUUUACAGUCCUGAGAAAAGAUAGUUUAUGUAACCUUCAGAUCUGUUUUCUCAGUUCUAGAAAGAAAGAAAUCAAUAUUUGAGUGGAAUUCUUCUGCUCAUCUUUGUCUUCCAUGUUCUGAGUUCAAAGGAGAGGAUUAACCUUCAAGCAGGAAUGCUCUAGAUUUUAUCUGUUUUCUAGCUCUCAGAAAAAACAAACAAACAUUAGAUUGUUAUUUUAUAUUAGAGAAUAAGAUUUAAUGCCAUUUGUUUAAACUCUCUGUACUACAUGUAUAUUGUUUAUCCAUAAAUAGUAAAUUGACUAGUAAGUUAAGUGUGUAACUCUUUUUUAGAAGUGAUUGACUAACGAUAGUGUUACCAUGACAACUCAUUUAACAGAUUAUUUAAUGUGUAAAUUCAGUCUCUUUUAGAAAUAGGAUUUUAAAUGAAUCUCUAAAAAAUGAAUGUAAAUGUAUUGUAUGUAAAUAUUUUUAAAUGGUAACAAAAAAACAACCUUAUGUUACUCUCCAUUUGUUAUAUUGCAUUUGAUGUCAUCAUGGACAGUCAGCCUUUCUGUUAACUGAAAUCUACAACAAAGUAUUUAAUAAUUCUAUGAUACAUUGUAGAAUAGAUUUGAUAUAGAACACAAUGAAUUUACUCAUACUUAAUUUUCAAUGCCACGUUGACGGUAAUUAUUUCAACACUACGGGCUUUCAAAUUGUAUUCAGGUAUUCGAUAUUGCAGGAAUCUAACCAAAGAAAAUUUUACACAUAUAACUGAUAUAACAUACUAAUGUUGGGUUGGUUUGUGAUAUUUAGAAUAUGUCUUUCAGUGUUGUAUUGUGUACAACUAACAGUACUUUAGUGUGUGUGAUUGAGUACUUGAAGAAAUAACCAGAGAUAAUCUAAUCAUUUU
Messenger RNA from Lytechinus variegatus (green sea urchin), 4343 nucleotides. RefSeq names its product myosin-IIIb-like. Bases 124 to 3408 code for a protein of 1094 amino acids. The transcript has 30 exons. The record is from RefSeq and is a predicted model, not a curated record. Gene Ontology annotation, molecular function: protein binding; cytoskeletal motor activity; ATP binding. Gene Ontology annotation, cellular component: myosin complex. Lineage: Eukaryota; Metazoa; Echinodermata; Echinoidea; Temnopleuroida; Toxopneustidae.